Messenger RNA from Gossypium raimondii (Peruvian cotton), 2514 nucleotides. Its product is annotated as beta-galactosidase 5. Gene Ontology annotation, biological process: carbohydrate metabolic process. Lineage: Eukaryota; Viridiplantae; Streptophyta; Magnoliopsida; Malvales; Malvaceae. The record is from RefSeq and is a predicted model, not a curated record. The coding region runs from base 178 to 2382 and encodes 734 amino acids. The transcript has 18 exons. Gene Ontology annotation, molecular function: beta-galactosidase activity. Gene Ontology annotation, cellular component: vacuole; cell wall.
CAGUGUAUAGUACCAUUUUCUUCUCUGGCUGAAAAAGCAUAAGACACACACUGUCAUAACAUUUCACAAAACAUGAUCCAACUACACAAUGCUAGAUUGUUAAUCACAGAGUAGCAUCAUUUUUUCACCAAAAAUUCAAGCUUUCUUUUUUUCUUUUUCUUCAAAAUUGAAGUGAAAAUGGAAACUAUCUCAGUUCCCAAAUUCAUAUUUUUCUUCAUCACAGCCAUGUUUAUGAGCUUCAAUCUGAUCCACUGCACCAUUACCUAUGACAAGAAAUCUAUUGUCAUCAAUGGACAAAGAAGAAUCCUCAUCUCUGGUUCCAUUCAUUAUCCAAGAAGCACCCCUGAUAUGUGGGAAAGUCUUAUCAAAAAGGCUAAAAAUGGUGGCUUGGAUGUUAUAGACACAUAUGUUUUUUGGAAUGGCCAUGAACCUUCACCAGGCAAUUAUAAUUUCGAGGGCAGAUAUGAUUUAGUACGGUUCAUCAAGACAGUGCAAAAAAUGGGUUUAUAUGUUCAUCUUCGAAUUGGUCCCUAUGUUUGUGCAGAGUGGAAUUUCGGAGGAUUUCCAGUUUGGUUAAAGUAUGUUCCGGGUAUUAGCUUUAGAACUGACAAUGAGCCCUUCAAGAGAGCAAUGCAAGGAUUUACAGAGAAAAUUGUCCAAAUGAUGAAGAAUGAAAAGCUUUUUGCUUCACACGGUGGCCCCAUUAUCCUUUCUCAGAUUGAGAAUGAAUAUGGUCCUGAGAGUAAGGCACUAGGAGCAGCUGGUCAUGGAUAUGUUAAUUGGGCUGCAAAAAUGGCAGUCGGAUUAGAUACCGGAGUUCCAUGGGUAAUGUGCAAGGAAGAUGAUGCACCAGACCCUGUGAUAAAUACGUGUAAUGGCUUUUACUGCGAUGCGUUCUCUCCGAACAAACCUUACAAGCCUAUGUUGUGGACCGAGGCUUGGAGCGGUUGGUUUACUGAAUUUGGCGGCCCAAUUCACCGUCGCCCAGUUCAAGACUUAGCAUUUGCAGUUGCUCGUUUCAUACAAAAGGGCGGCGCGUUUAUUAACUAUUAUAUGUACCAUGGAGGAACCAACUUUGGACGGACAGCUGGUGGACCGUUUAUUACGACCAGUUAUGACUAUGAUGCUCCGAUUGAUGAAUACGGAUUAAUCCGGCAGCCUAAAUACGGUCAUCUAAAGGAGCUUCAUAAGGCUAUUAAGCUAUGCGAACAUGCUUUAGUUUCCUCGGAUCCUACAGUUACUUCAUUGGGAACCUUUCAACAAGCUCAUGUAUUUUCUUCAAAAGGAAGUUGUGCAGCUUUUCUCUCGAAUUAUGAUAUGAAAUCCGCUGCUAGUGUGAUUUUCAAUAAUCGGCAUUACAAGUUGCCUUCUUGGUCUAUUAGUAUCCUUCCUGAUUGUAGAAACGCGGUGUUUAAUACUGCAAAAGUCAGGGUUAAAACUUCGCAUACCAAAAUGUCGCCGACAAAUUCGAAGAUGUUCUCGUGGGAGACCUACGAUGAAGACAUUUCUUCUCUAGGGGAAAGUUCAAGAAUUACGGCUCGGGGACUCUUGGAGCAGAUGAAUGUUACCAGAGAUACAAGCGACUACCUUUGGUACACCACGAGCAUUGACAUUAGUCCAUCGGAAUCGUUUCUACAAGGAGGAAAAAAGCCAACACUCAAUGUAGAUUCAGCUGGCCAUGCCCUUCAUGUCUUCAUCAACGGACAGUUCUCGGGGUCAGCAUUCGGGACUAGGAAAGACCGAGGAUUCACAUUUACGGGGCCGGUGAACCUACAUGCUGGAGCAAAUCAUAUCGCACUUGUCAGCGUAGCUGUUGGAUUACCGAAUGUUGGACUGCAUUUCGAGACAUGGAAAACGGGAAUCGUAGGUGUUUACUUGAAUGGCCUUGACAAAGGAAAGAAAGAUUUGUCGUCACAUAAAUGGUCGUACCAGGUUGGUUUAAAAGGAGAAGCAAUGCAUUUGGCCUCACCGGAAGAAGUCUCAUCCGUUGAAUGGAUCCAAGGUUCACUGGCCACUCAGAGUCGCCAGUCAAUGACCUGGUACAAGGCAUAUUUCGAUGCACCAACAGGUAACGAACCGUUGGCUUUGGAUAUGCGGAGUAUGGGAAAAGGCCAAGUAUGGAUCAACGGGCAAAGCGUAGGAAGAUAUUGGAUGGCGUAUGGGAAUGGUGAGUGCGGUAAGUGUAGUUACUCGGGGACGUACCGGCCUACAAAGUGCCAGAGUGGUUGCGGCCAUCCAACACAAAGAUGGUACCAUGUUCCGAGAUCGUGGCUAAAACCGAAACAGAAUUUGUUGGUGGUGUUUGAAGAACUCGGCGGAGAUGCAUCGAAGAUUUCGCUUGUGAGGAGAUCGGUUUUAAAUAGACACCAUCAUAAUAAGUGAUAAAAAGGUAUGAAAGUAGAAAAUGUUGCAGUUUCAUUGUCUAAAUGCGCCAUUUGUUUUUAGAAGAGAUGUUAUUAAACAAUGUUUUUAGAGUGCAUGUUUUGAAGAAAUGAAUCAUUCUUGCUUUAUCAA